UAUUCUUAAGAAAAUUGUAAAAUCAAUCAAAUGAAGAAAAUUAACCAAUCUUAAUAUUAAUAAAUUCAAAGCCGAUAUUCUCUCCCUCUCACAGGGUGUGUCAACAUGAAAACUACAAAACCAGCCGCAAUUAAAAAGACGCCGGUGGGAAGGAAACCUGCCGCUGUCAAAGCCGCUACUGAUUCUGCCAACGAGGAAUCACCGGUUCCAAAAACUCCACCCAACGCCAAGCAGACACAAAAUAACGACAUGACACCGUCGCCAAUUGCCGGUUCUGCUUCGAAACUUGAACAAUCAUCAGUUGAUGGAAAAAAUAUAGAAACGGAUGUGAGUAUGGUGACACUGGAAACUACAAAACCUCUUCCGAUUAAGAAGAAGGUUGUGAGGAGAGUGAUCAAGGUAGUGAAGAAAACCCCUGCUAAUGCAAAAGCUCUUUUGGAGCAAACCUCGACAACUGUGGUUGCUGCGAAGUCUAAUGUUGAAGAAAGGGAAAAGGAGGAGGAACUUGCUGUUGAUAAUGUUGGAGAAUCUAUAAAGAAGGAAGGAGUUGCAAUGGGAGUGGAAGAAUCUAAGGAGGAAAGUGUGGAAGAACCUGUAGUCGAUUCUAGGAAGGAGGUUGAAGCGGUUAAUGUUAGGGUUGGGGAGUCUGUUAAAAGGGAACGAACUGUGGUGGAUAUACCUGCUGAUGAGGUUGCGGAGGUAUCUAAGAAUGAAGAACCUAACAGAGUGGGAAAGGGGGUUAACGAGGGUGAGAAGAAAGACGUGGGCGAUGAAGUGGAGGCCAGAAAUGAGGCUGUUAAGAUGGAAGGAAGUAUGGAGGAACAGGUUCGAAGAGAAGAGACUCAACACGAGCAAGAUGAGUAUGGUGGUGAUGACGGUUAUGAGGAGUAUGGAGAUAGAGUGGACUUUGAAGAUCCUGUUGAGGAUGACUUUGAAGAUCCAGAUGAGCCUGUUGAAGAAGCUGAUGCAAUGGAAGAGGAACACAGAGAACUAACAGCUGUUGCAAAGGAGCGUAAGAUUAAGAAAGAAUAUGAGAUAUUUGUUGGUGGAUUGGAUAGGGAUGCUACAGAGGAGGAUUUGAGAAAGGUUUUUGAGAAGAUUGGUGAAGUAGUUGAAGUUCGAUUACACAAAAAUCUUUCAACAAAUAGGAAUAAGGGAUAUGCAUUUGUGAAAUAUGCAAACAAGGGGCAUGUGAAACGCGCUUUGUCUGAAAUGAAAAACCCUGUGAUUCGUGGAAAGCGAUGUGGGACAGCACCAAGUGAGGACAAUGAUACAUUGUUCUUGGGAAAUAUAUGCAACACAUGGACAAAGGAAGCUAUAAGACAAAAGUUGAAGGAUUAUGGCGUUGAAGGUGUUGAGAACAUCACUGUUGUACCAGAUGCUCAACAUGAAGGGAGAAGUCGUGGUUUUGCAUUUCUUGAGUUUGCUUGUCAUGCUGAUGCAAUGCUUGCAUACAAGAGGCUUCAGAAGCCUGAUGUUGUAUUUGGUCAUCCAGAGAGAACUGCCAAAGUGGCAUUUUCUGAACCUAUACGUGAGCCUGACCCUGAAAUUAUGGCUCAGGUGAAGACUAUAUUUCUUGAUGGCCUUCCUCCUCACUGGGAUGAAGACCAUGUUAGGGAUUGUGUGAAAGGUUAUGGGGAGAUUGUACGAAUUGUCCUGGCACGGAAUAUGUCAACCGCCAAGAGAAAGGAUUUUGGAUUCGUCGACUUCUCUACGCAUGAAGCUGCAGUCGCUUGUAUUGAAGGAAUAAAUAAUAGAGAAUUUGGAAAUGGUAACACAAAGAUGAGAGUUAAAGCGAGGCUGUCAAAUCCAUUGCCAAAAACUCAGGCUGUGAAAGGUGGAAUGUGUGGUGGCUUUCGAAUUGGUCAUUCUGGAAGUGGAAAUUAUUUAAGAUCUGGAAAGGGUUUUGGGCGGGGCGGGCAUCAUUCAAACUGGGUGAAUUUUCAACGUGGUAGGGGUUUCUAUCAACGAGAACGUGGUCAAACUAGUAGAAUGGGUCCCCGUGAGUAUGACUAUAAUGAUCGAUAUGACAUGCUUCCUGGGAGGCAAGGAGGAAGAAGGGGUUCUUUCAGAGGAGGUUAUCAAACAGCUACUAGAGGUAUGGCUGCUGGGCCAUCAAGAUCUAAUAUCAAUCGAGCUUGGCACGAGAUCCCUGAGCGAGGACAUAGGGGCUAUGUUUCUUCAAGGAGGCAACCAUUUUCUCCUGAAGAAUCCUUUGACAGACGUUUCAAUGGAAGGCACUUUGAUGACCCCUAUUUUUAUGAUGAUGGUUCACAUGGGAUGAAACGAUCAUUUUACAUGACUGAUCAAGAUCCUGAUUACAUGGAACCCAGUAGGCUCCGACCCCGGUUAGAUUUCGCUGAUCCCCGAGUAGAUUAUGCUGAUCCGGCAGCUUCAUUUCGUGGGAUACAUUAUCGCGAUACCUAUGGAGCAGGCAGUGAUCCCUACUUUCAUGAAUAUCGUGGUUCUGAUUACGAUCCAUAUCCACCUUACUAUGGGAGGGACCACUCAUAUGGAGGUGGUUACCACUAUUAGGCACAAGCAAAUCUGGUGGGCUUGGAAAAGCAGGAUGCUAAUCAUUGGUGAUAGGCAAAUGGCUUGCUGUUCUGAAAGUAGUUGAAGCUGCCUUUCAUUUAUCUUUUUGAUGUCUUGUAUUUUUCCUCAUGAUUCCCUUACUCCAAUAUUCUCUCCCUAUGAAAUUUUGGGUGCAGUGUCCAGAGAGUUUGUGUCUAGUUUAGGGUAUGUCUUCAAAGGACAUAGAUUAAGCAAGUGAAUUCUCUCUAUAUUUUGGAGAUUGGAAUAGGCAUUUUCCCCUUUGAUCUAGGUAUGAACUACUUGAGGAUUUACAUCAUGGAUUGCAUUAUGGAUUAUUCUAAAGUAAAGUUUUUGGUUAUGUGUUUAUGUUCCUGAAUCAUGGAUUGAAUAUUGAUGUUGAUGGAAGCCAAAACAUAACAGAUUGGUGACAAUGGUUUAUGGAAGUGCAAAGUUUAAAGUCAGUUUUUCUUAUAGUCAUGGAGGUGAAGUUAAUACUGAGCAUACUGGUUCUGGCUUCGUGGAGAUUCCUUAAAAAUUUUGCAAGAGAAACGGAAGGUUUAGACCUUCUAUGCCCACAUGGGAAUUAUAAAUCUGAAAUGCACCGUCUCGUGUGAGUUUAUUUUGAAUUGGAAUGGAUUUUCACUCUAUUAAAAUUAAUGGUUACUUUAGUAUGCAUAUGACUGGUUCACCUGGAUAUUUUGGCUGGUCGUUCAAAAUUUAUGCACCUAUUGCUGAAGCACAACUGUUGGGAAUUGCAUUUUAUUUAAUGGUGCAUUGCCCCCAAGUGAAAUUGAGAUUUUGAACACCUUUCAUUUAAUUAUUUCUUAUGAGGAGAACUAGCAAUUGGCUUGGUCCAUAACAUAUUUUGAUUUUUCAGUAGCAUUAGCUUUUUAUGUAUUUUGAGAGUGAUCUUUAUGGUAUCUUUACAUAACAGAAUCAUUUGGUUUGGGUUGAGAUUGGAACUGACAGAUUUUGUGGUGAGAGAGACAGAUCUGUAUUUCAAGGUGAAUUGAUUCUUAGGUAAAAACUGUCUCUUAUUCUGAUUUUUACUUUGUACUAGCAUUGGAUUGAUGGAGAAAUGGCAUUGGUGUGCCUGCAAGGAAAUAUAUGUAUGCCUUUUAAACUUCA
Molecule: messenger RNA, 3663 nt
Organism: Populus euphratica (Euphrates poplar)
Lineage: Eukaryota; Viridiplantae; Streptophyta; Magnoliopsida; Malpighiales; Salicaceae
Exons: 11
Coding region: 106-2535 (809 amino acids)
Molecular function (GO): RNA binding
Source: RefSeq, a predicted model, not a curated record